UCAGGAUUAUGCGUGAUGAUCUUGAUCUGCAUCCCUUGGCUUAUCCAGUACCACGACCGCACUGCCUUGAUGACGACCAUUCCCUCCGGUGGUGCCUUGGCUUUCGCCAGAGCUGUCGUUGCAGUUUCUCCCAGCCGACCUCGAUGCUACUAUGGCCUUCCUCGGGGCAAAAGAGCUACUCCCCGUCCCAUUCCUUUAACCCCUCGUCUCGCUUUCAGGUUAGGGAAUGUGGCAAACUUCCAUGCAAAGCACAGGAUACCACUAAUUUUCUCUUUGGACAAUUCAAACGGAGAAGCUACUACCAAAACUAAUACUAAUGGCCCACCAUUUCUCACGAUCUUGGCUGGUCUCUUGAUCUUCCUGCUCAUCUGUUGGCUUGUUGGCUCAAUAGUCAUGUGGCUUGUUGGUCUGAUCACAAACCAACCUUCCUAAGAUAAUGCUUCUUUCUGUCUUUUUCUUCAUGUAAUUGCAAAUUUGUGGAGCUCAUCUUUAUCUGACUAGGUUGGCAGGAUGUUAAGUUUCUAAUUUGUUCAGACCACUUUUAAGAUAAAGAGUCAGUUUAGGUCUAUGUUAA
Molecule: messenger RNA, 574 nt
Organism: Zingiber officinale
Lineage: Eukaryota; Viridiplantae; Streptophyta; Magnoliopsida; Zingiberales; Zingiberaceae
Exons: 2
Coding region: 16-432 (138 amino acids)
Source: RefSeq, a predicted model, not a curated record